CUGUGCGGGUUGGGAGGAAGUUGAUACCUGGGUCCUGGAGCAACCACCCGGGUCUGCGAGAGGCGAAGCCUCUGUCACCGCGGGAUUGAAGUUUGGCCCCGACAAGUGAAGCCGGUAGCUGGGGGGUGGGGUGUGCGCUCCGCAGCAGGAUUGAAUGAAGUCAAAGAGGCAGAACUUGAGCACUGGGAAGGUUAGGGUUGGGAGGCUGGGCCAGGCGGGUUGUGUGAGUCUGACCCUCCAGACCAACCCUUCUUCUCCUGUUCCCGCCUCACACCAAGUCUGGCUCUGUUUUCUAGAAUGUCCUGCCCUGCUGCUCCUGCUGUCCUUACUGCUGCUUCCUCUGGGCCUCCCGGUCUUGGGCGCCCCCCCACGCCUCAUCUGUGACAGCCGAGUCCUGGAGAGGUACAUCCUGGAGGCCCGGGAGGCCGAAAAUGUCACGAUGGGCUGUGCUGAAGGCUGCACCUUCAGUGAGAAUAUCACGGUCCCAGACACCAAGGUUAACUUCUACACCUGGAAGAGGAUGGAGGUUGAGCAGCAGGCCCUGGAAGUCUGGCAGGGCCUGGCCCUGCUCUCCGAAGCCAUCCUUCAGGGUCAGGCCCUGUUGGCCAACUCCUCCCAGCCAUCUGAGACCCUGCAGCUGCAUGUGGACAAAGCCAUCAGCAGCCUGCGCAGCCUCACCUCCCUGUUUCGGGCGCUGGGAGCCCAGAGGGAAGCCGUCUCCCCUCCAGACACAACAGCCUCCGCCGAGCCACUCCGAACAUUCACUGUUGAUACUUUGUGCAAACUUUUCCGAAUCUACUCCAAUUUUCUUCGGGGAAAGCUGAAGCUGUACACAGGGGAAGCCUGCAGGAGAAGGGACAGGUGACCAGAUGCUCCCACCCCGGGCACGUCCACCACCUCACUCACCACUGCUGCCCAUGCCACGCCUUCCACACCACCACUCCCGACCCCCAUAAAGGGGCUAUCAGCUCAGCACCAGCCUGUCCCAUGGACACUCCAGGGCCAGUGGUGACAUCUUAGGGGCCAGAGGAACUGUCCAGAGCUCAGCUCAGAUCUGAGGAUGUCACAGGGCCAGUUUGAGGCCCUGAAGCAGGAAGAAUUCAGAGAUCAGCUUAAACUUAGGAUGCUGCCAUGUUGGAAAGACACCGAACUCAUCUUGGUGCCCUGCAGAACUGUGAUGUCAGGACAAGCCGGAAGGCAAAUACCUCUUCCUGCACCUACCCAGCAGGGAUAGGAUGGACUGGAGGAUUUAGGUGGCAAACCAUGAAUUCUAUAGGCCUCAGGGGGACUCCAUGACAGCAAGAGCUCCCUGGACAACGAAGGUGGUGGGAGCCGUGAAGAUGGGAUGGGGGCUGGCCCCUGGCUCUCAUGGGGUCCAAGUUUUGUAUAUUUUCCAGUUUCACUGGCAAGAACUAAAACCAUAACAUGGCUCUUGGUUUUUAUGUUUUCCUACGAGCUCCCCAUUUUCGUGGCUCUGCCCCCAUCAUGACAGCAGGCCACAGGCCUAGGAAACCAGAGGUGGAGGGGGUCGGACCCUACGUGCUGCCUUGCACGGCCUGUCUGACCUCUUGACCCACUGGGCGUGAGGCCACAAGCUCUGCCCACACUGGUCAAUAAUGUGGCUCCAUUCAAGGCUACUCCUCAGUAGACAGCUGCCAACACUAUUCUGCCUCUUCUCUGUGGCCCCUUCAGCCAAUGCCACGUUCCCAGCAUCAGCCUCUGCCACCUCAAUGCACUGAGCCCCUUUAAAUCCAGCUCACCUCUUUCCUUGCCUGGGGAUGGUCACCAUAAAUGUUCUGCCCCGAGACUGCAGAGGGGUAGUCGACAGCAGAGCAGAAGGAGCCGCUUUCCCAAACAGCCAACUCACAGAGCGCUCACUUUGUGCCCCGUGUGUGCUUCUCUCGGUAGCGCUCGCUUCUGUGGCCUCCUGUUAACUCUUCACACAGCCCGAUGAGAAAGUUACCGCUGUUGUUCCCAUUGUGUAGAUUAAGAAGUAAAAAAAAACUUGCCCAAGGCCCAGGCAACAGGCAUUCUGUCAGCACUCACUCCUUCCCUCUUCUGCUUAUUUUCCUGCCACACUACCCCUACCUGCUCCCCGCUGCCCUGGGGUGGGGGACACAGAGCAAAUUAGCUCAAUUUUCAUUCCCAAUCCCUACUUCUUAUCUGAUCCUUGACUCUGACAACCAGCUUUAAAUUCAUUCCCAGAAGUGCUUCCAGGGGCAAAGCAGUGCCCAAGAGAGACCUGU
Molecule: messenger RNA, 2246 nt
Organism: Phyllostomus discolor (pale spear-nosed bat)
Lineage: Eukaryota; Metazoa; Chordata; Mammalia; Chiroptera; Phyllostomidae
Gene: EPO
Product: erythropoietin
Exons: 4
Coding region: 155-865 (236 amino acids)
Cellular component (GO): extracellular region
Molecular function (GO): hormone activity; cytokine activity; erythropoietin receptor binding
Source: RefSeq, a predicted model, not a curated record